Plasmopara halstedii is the source of this 675-nucleotide messenger RNA. RefSeq lists its product as uncharacterized. The transcript has 2 exons. The record is from RefSeq and is a predicted model, not a curated record. Bases 1 to 675 code for a protein of 224 amino acids. NCBI's taxonomy places the organism in Eukaryota, Oomycota, Peronosporomycetes, Peronosporales, Peronosporaceae.
AUGGAUACAGCUGUGGGUGGCAUCGAUCUUCGUAAAGGCUGCUGGAUCCAUUGCAAAUGGUGCAACUCAACAUUAAAGACAACUCCUUUCUCACUCACAAGCUGGAAACUUCACGAAAGAAGAAAGUCGCAUAUAGUAAAUGGGCAAAAAUCUGCAGACAGUUGGUCCCGGCCCCAAUCAACAAUGAAUUCUUCCCAAGCAUCCACCCAAGGCUCAACAUUAAGCCUUUCUGAGACCCCAAAGACUUCACUUGAAUUUCAUUCGUCCCAGGAUAUGAAUUCGCUGACGCUUUUCAGACGGGACUUCUAUCAAAACAAGCAAAAGCAGGAUCGAUACGCGCGAGAUGUCACUAACGUGAUUAAUGCGAUGACAAGUCUUGUAUCCGAACAGCACAGCGACAUAGAAACGCUCAAUGAUUUGGUGCUAGACAUGCGGCGUGAAAUUGAAGGGCUCAAGAGCCAAGUUGAAAAUUUACGCCUCAAAAGAAAACAAGAUAUGGCAGCUUCUCGAAAAAGAAUCAACAAAGCGAGCUUUCACGACUUCAACCAGAUUGCAAGUAGGCAUGUGCCCAGUGUGAGAGCUCAAAAUCAUAAGAUUGCCUACGCAAUGAAUGCCGCGCCAAAAACAAACAUGACAGAUAUGGAUAUAUUUGAAAAGCGCUUUCGACUCUUGUAG